Messenger RNA from Nerophis lumbriciformis (worm pipefish), 2610 nucleotides. The record is from RefSeq and is a predicted model, not a curated record. Lineage: Eukaryota; Metazoa; Chordata; Actinopteri; Syngnathiformes; Syngnathidae.
AUGGGUGAGCUAUCAGCAGUGGACAGCAGGUGUAUCUCGCAGUUGCAGUUGAUCCUUCUUGGAGGCAGAAACUCAGGGAAGAGCUCCUUAGGCAACCUCCUCCUGGGCAAAGAAGAGUUCGCCACCAAGGAGAGGACGUCAUGCUUGAGGCGGUUGGCUCAGGUGGCCGGGUGCUGGUUGACGGUGGUGGACACCCCCGGCUGGUGGUGCGACUUCAGCGUGGAGGAAACUGCCCGCAUGGUGCGCAGGGAGAUCCAGGGAAGCGUCGCCCUAUGCUCCCAAGGACCCCAUGUUUUCCUGGUGGUGGUCAAAGCUGGCUCGCCCUUCACGGAGAGGCGCCGCCGGGCCCUGGAGGAGCAUGUGGGCCUGCUAGGGCCCAGUGUGUGGCACUACUGCCUGGUGGUCUUCACCUCACAAGGCGUGCCUGAGCACCGUGGAGACCAGGAGUUCUCACGGUCAGAGGCCCUCAGGUGGCUGAAGGAAAAGUGUGAACAGAGGUGUCACCUGGUCGACUUGAGCGAUGGAAGUCGAGUGUUUGAGCUAAUGGAGAACAUUCAAGCCUUGGUUGCUGCCAAUGGAUACAGAGUGUUUGAGAUGGAAGAGAGCAUCUGCAGGGCCGUAGCGGAGGAAAAGAGACAAUUGGAGGAGGAUGCUCAUGCCAGGUUUUUGAACAUGAAAACUCACAGAGCCUUGAUGAGAGAACAGGCUCGCCCUCUGCCUGACAUCAGGAUUGUGCUGAUGGGAGCCAAAGGUUCCGGAAAGACUUCUUCUCUAAACACCAUCCUGGGCCGUGGUCAGGGUUGGCGGUCCUCGGGAAGAACAGCUCGCUGCAAGGUGGGACAGGGCGCGGCCUUCGGGAGGCAGUUGACCGUGGUGGACACGCCAGGCUGGUGGAUGAACUUCUUUGGCCACGAGAGUGCCGCUUUUGAUCGUGCUCAGAUCCGACUCGGCCCAUCGUUUUGUGAUCCUGGUCCGCACGCCUUCCUGCUGGUGGUGCGCCCAGACCGCACUUUUUCCGAAACCUACCAGCGGGCGGUGAGGGACCACUUGGAGCUACUGGGUGGGGACAUCUGGAGCAGAGUCAUUGUACUGUUCAGCUUUGGGGACUGGCUGAGCGAGACAACCGCCGAGCAGCACGUAGAGAGCGAAGGCGAGCCGCUGUGGUGGUUGGCCGAGCGUUGUGGGAAUCGAACCCAUGUGCUUAACAACAAAACCCUUGGAGACGGGUUCCAGGUUAGGGAGCUGCUGGGGAAAAUUGAGGAGAUGGUGGCGGGGUGCGGCGGGGGACAUUGGAAAGCGGUGAGAGAAGAAGAGGAGCGACUGGUGAGAACGAUGAGGGAGGAGGAGACGAGAGCCGCCAAAAGGAAAAUGAAAGCAGAGCGGCAGAAGAAGGAGGCCACGCCUCAAAUUGACGUAUGCCGUCCCCUCACUGAAGUGACGCUUAUAUUGGUGGGUGGCAGCAAAACUGGCAAGAGCUCGUGCGGAAACACGCUGCUGGGCCGCGAAUGCUUCGACACUGAUGGCACGACAACAUCCUGCAAUUUCGGGCGGGCUCGCGUGGGCGACCGAACAGUGACUGUGAUGGACACGCCCAGCUGCUUCCUUAUUAGUGCCGCCUUCCUGAGGGGUGUGGCAUCAUACGCCUUACUGGUGGUGGUCAACCCAAGUGCUGCCUUCACUGAUGGCCAUGGAGAAGCCUUGGAUGCCCAGCUAGCAGGUGCCUGGGGCAGGGCCAUGGUGGUGUUCAGCCAUGGAGACUGGCUAGGGGACACAGGAAUCGAACAACGGCUGGAGAGCGAAGGUCCAAUGUUGAGGGGGCUGGUGGACAAGUGCGGGAAUAGAUACCAUGUGUUGGACAACAAGCGACGAGGAGACGGCUCACAGGUGCUGGAACUCAUUGCACACGUGGAGCGCAUGCUGGUGGAAGAGAAUCAUGCACCCAUUGCGUUAGUGGCGCCGCCAUGCAAUACUAAUGCACCACUGCACAAUUAUCCAAGUUUGAUGCCGAGUGAUGGAGAUCAGCUUUCCAAUUGCUUGAAGUGCGGUGAAUCUUCCACUGAGUCUCUCAGUGAAUGUUCUUCAGUUGACUUGAGUGAGUCUUCAAAAGCUGGCAAGCAGGUUGUGCAUCGGUCAGCCAUGUGGAACAGAGGGAAUGACACUUCCUGUUUGCUGGCCAUUCUUCAGCAUAGGCUCCAAUCAAUAAGAGUCAACGCACCACCGUGGCUUCACGCUGACCAACCCAGACUUCCCACUAUGCUCCUGGUGCUGCCUCAGUUUCGCCUGGGGCUACUUCCCGAGAUACAUGCCCAACCAGAACUCGCCCUCUGCAGCCAGAGUGAAGACUGGAGCAGCUUGGAGGACUUGGAGGCCUUCAUUGACUCAUAUUUCGACACCUUGUUGGAGUGGAAAGCCUUGAUUUCGCCUCCACCACCGCCCCGGCACGAAGGUGCCACUGCGGCCCCGCGGUCGGGGGAUCUCCUGCUUUCAUCCAUUGAGAGGAAACUCUCUAAGCUGGACCUGCUGGAGGAGAUUCGGGAGGAUUUGGCAGAAGUGAGAAGAAGCCUGGAGCGCAGCUGGACGCUCAUACAGGAGCUCAGAAGCAAAAAGUAA